AUGUCUGCCGUCGAUAUCACCGACCCACAAGUGGCUGCCGAUCUCAAGAAGAAGCGAUCUUUCCGCAAGUUUCAAUACCGAGGUAUCGAAUUAGAAGCUCUCCUCGACCUCAGCAAUGAACAAUUGAUGGAGCUCGUGCACGCCAGAGCACGUAGACGCUUCCAACGUGGUCUCAAGCGAAAACCUAUGACCCUUAUUAAGAAGCUCCGGAAGGCAAAGAAGGACGCUCCCCCCAAUGAAAAACCUGCUGUUGUCAAGACUCAUCUUCGUGACAUGUUGAUUGUUCCAGAAAUGAUCGGAAGUGUAAUCGGAAUCUACAACGGUAAGACUUUCAACUCAGUGGAAAUCAAGGGUGAAAUGGUCGGUCACUACCUCGGUGAAUUCUCGAUCUCAUACAAGCCCGUCAAGCACGGACGACCCGGUAUUGGUGCCACCCACUCUUCCCGUUUCAUUCCAUUGAAGUAG
Molecule: messenger RNA, 465 nt
Organism: Melampsora larici-populina 98AG31
Lineage: Eukaryota; Fungi; Basidiomycota; Pucciniomycetes; Pucciniales; Melampsoraceae
Exons: 4
Coding region: 1-465 (154 amino acids)
Biological process (GO): ribosomal small subunit assembly; translation
Cellular component (GO): cytosolic small ribosomal subunit; ribosome
Molecular function (GO): RNA binding; structural constituent of ribosome
Source: RefSeq, a predicted model, not a curated record